Diaporthe citri is the source of this 834-nucleotide messenger RNA. RefSeq lists its product as uncharacterized. The transcript is spliced from 2 exons. The coding region runs from base 1 to 834 and encodes 277 amino acids. The record is from RefSeq and is a predicted model, not a curated record. Lineage: Eukaryota; Fungi; Ascomycota; Sordariomycetes; Diaporthales; Diaporthaceae.
AUGUCAAACGACGAAGACACUGCACAGUCAGGGGAAAAUGCUGAGUGGAUGAACGACUGGUUCGACUUCGAGGCUGCUGUGGAUCCGAAUUACGACCAGGCUCAGCAGGAUCAGGACACCAGCCCUCCAGCACAGCCUUCGGUGGAGGGCUUCGAGAACAGUCAAGUCCAACAGGGCCAAAACAACGCUGAGAGCACCAACUUCCUCAGCCUUGAGAAUGUCCAGGAUCAGCAAGCCCGAAAUCCUCCAGGAAACAUUGAUCAAGGAGGGACAUUCCCCAUUCCCUCGGUCAUUGAUCUAAUCAAAGAUCAGAAAGAAUGCAUUUUCUCCAGUAGUAACACGCCAUCCCAGGACCUACUCCUUCUUGACGCGAAAGUGAGACGUCAGAUCCAGCUGGGCCAGAACUCUCCCAACAACAGCAACCCGGGAGAGAGACGCCCGAUCCCAUCGAUCAUUGGCAUGGAUCGGGGCCGAUCCGACGGACCCCGCACAGAGGCCAAGGAUCUUCGCGCCCAGAUCCGAACUCGCGGCUUGGACGUUUUCUCUGAACCGCAGUGGGAGCCCAUCAUGCAAAGCACGGGAUCAGGAUGGCAAUUCAGACAUCAUGUUGGAAGAGGAAUGGAAACCUUUACAACUAUCCGUCGUGGCAACCGGAAAGGCUUCAAUGAAGUCCUGCGCCAAGAUGGCUAUCGGAAGGCGAAGCGAUUAACGAUGAUUGUGCAGCAGGACGGGGGCGAGGUGCUCGUGGAGGGGAUCAUUUGUGAGAAUGAACGCAAGUGUUCACGCACGCCUACCUCCACUUUACUGGAAAUCUUCGAGGGGUUCGAGGUGUGA